Messenger RNA from Frieseomelitta varia, 1941 nucleotides. RefSeq lists its product as uncharacterized. The transcript is spliced from 2 exons. The record is from RefSeq and is a predicted model, not a curated record. Bases 361 to 1245 code for a protein of 294 amino acids. Lineage: Eukaryota; Metazoa; Arthropoda; Insecta; Hymenoptera; Apidae.
GCAGAUCGCGAUUCACCGAGUCGGUGAACUCGUGAAAAAAAGAAAAAAAAAAAGUAGAAAGAGAGAAAGAACGAACCCGAGAAGCGAAAAUUAACCGAGAAGUGACCGAGUGAGGGAGACGUAUUCCAAGAGAAAUUGACGAGAGGAUUUGGAGAAAACGGUUCCGGCCAAUACCGAGAGGCGUUCUUGCGCUCUCGAGAUCGGGAUCAAAGUUCGUUCGAUGAGACGCGAUCGGGUGGACCGCGACCGCGUUGGUGAUCGUUCACGGGUGCAGUUUUCCAGCGACACCUCCGCCGAGAGGUUGAAACCCAGUGCCGCUUGGUGGAUCACCGCUGCGCUCACGAAGACAAACGAGCCGGCAUGAAGGCAUCCCUGGUGGCUAUACUGGUGUGCGCGGUAGCAUCGGCCGCAGCAGUGCCGCUCGGCGACACCCUGAACGCUCGAUUGUUCCCGGGGAACAAGGACGCGGCUCCAGUUUCCACGGAAACCGGGAUUGUCACCGGCAAGGACGCGACGAAUCAGCCGGCAAAAAGGCAAUCAGAGAAGACCGACGGCGGAACGAACGAGCUAGCCAGGACACGGGACGACAAUCGAGCAGAAGACAAGCCCGACGUUCCCCUCAAGCAGUCCAACGAGAGAGAGAAAUCGUCGCGAAAGGCAACUCGAAAGCACAAGGCCAUCUUCGUCAAUUAUCCGCUGGUCCCUCAGCUUUUCGACACCGGCGAACGAGCCAGCGGAUACGAGGAGAGCAACAUCUUCUACAUCAGGCUACCGCCCACGCCCUACAUGUUCGUGCCAGGCUUAGGCUACAUCUCGCAACCGCCCACAUACUCCACGGCCAAUCUUCGGCCGCAGGUCUCGUACGCAAGGCCCGCGAGACCGAAGCCACCUUACCAGCAGCCCGCCAACCCGUUCAUCAAGCUGCCCAUCGAUUUCGUGAGCAACGGGAAGCCAACGUCGGUGUACCAGUGGCAGAAGAAGACGAGCAAGAAGCCGAUCGACAGCCCGAUCACCAAACUGGACAGCCUGUCGGCGGAGUUCGUGAGCAACGGGAAACCGACGUCGAUUUACCAAUGGCAGAGCAAUCCGAGGCCGGCCGACGAUUUGGUGAACAAGUUGGAGAACGGGCCGUACGUGUUUAACGGCAAGCCGACUAGUUUCUUUCUGUUGAAGCCGGACGGGAACGCGGGGGCGCGCCAGCCUUUCCGGUACCCCGGCCACCGGCAGGAUAAUUCAUACUAUUGAGGACGGCGGUGUUGGCCAGCUGCUAAACGCGCAAACGAACCAUCCUCGAAGUCCUGGUGUGAAUCGCCAGGAUGAUUACCGGGUGACACGAUCGCUCAUCCGCCAGCGGAUGAUGUUCAGCAGCCAGUUUUCGUGAUGAAGAAACACGGGGAUUUGUUAUUCACGUUCGAAUAAAGCGCAAGCGAGUGUACCAGAGAAUUAGAAGUGAUACCGGGGAUUAGAAGUACGUAUGGUUGUCGAUGGUUAAGCUUCGGUGUGGAUUGCUGGGAUUAGAAUUCCCGAGUUGGAAGAUUUUUCUUUUUUUUUUUUUUACUCUAAAGCUGCAAUUCGAUUGAUCAGAGGGUACGAGGGUUUCGAGAAAUGAAAUCUCUCUUUUUUUUUUUGUAAUUCGACUACAGUGUUUGAUUGCGCGGAAUGUCGUGUUGGAACAAUUUAUCAGAGUUUGUGAAAUUUGUUUUCAUUUUUGAAGCACUUCGAAUUUCUCUUCGACAGCGUGAAAGUUGCAUUAACCCAUUAAGGAUGACACGUGAUUUGCAAUAUCUUUAUAAUUUUAUAAUUCUACGAAAUUUACUUCGUUAUGAAAUUUCACUUUCUCUUUUAACUGUGAUCGUGAAAUUUUAAGAAUUCGCUAGUUUACGAUUUCGUGAGAUUUAACAACGAAAGGAAAAUGUUCAUAAUAUAAUUAUAAUAUAGUGU